CAGAGAGCCUGCCGGAGACAGGCUCAAUGUGUACUCUGAGGACAGGACACACACACACUCUGGAUACUAACUUUGGAUAGAGGCUGCUGCAGCGCGCACAAUUUGGAUUGUAUUCUCCCAAGAGUUUGAGGCCUGACGUCACCAUGCUGCCGUACUUCCUGCUCCUCUGCCUCUCCGCUGGUCUGGUGGUAUCCUACGAAUGCCCGGCUGACUGUUCCUGCCAGGGCCAGGCCUCUAUCUUCUGCAUUCAACGGCGCUCCAAUAUCAUGCCUCAUAUCCCCACCUCCAUCCUAAACCUGUACGUCUUCCACAACGGCAUCAACACUUUGUCCCAAGAGGAGUUCAAAGGCCUGGGGGAGAUGGAGCUUCUAGAUCUAAGCCAGAAUGAGCUGGUGGAAAUUCCAGACGGUGUGUUCGAGAUGCUGUCCAAGCUGAAGAACUUAGACCUGUCCUCAAACCAGAUCACACACAUCUCCAAAGACAGUUUCUCUGGGUUGGUCCAGCUGGAGAGGCUGUAUCUUUAUGCCAACCGCAUUCAGAGCAUCCAUUCGGAAGCUUUCGCCGGUUUACAGAUGCUGCUGGAACUCAAGCUCCAACAAAACCAGCUCACUUCUCUGCCAUCCCUUCAGUUCCCCAGACUUCUGCUUCUAGACCUCAGUCACAACACCAUCCCAACCCUGGGACCCUCAGACCUGCAGACCCCGCACCUGGAGGCCCUUAAGGUGUCUUCUCUGGGGCUCACCUCAGUGGAUAAGGAUCUCAUAGCCUCUCUGGGAAACCUACAUGAGCUCGACAUCUCCACAAACCAGUUAACUGAGGUGCCAGCAGCCCUGCAGCAGGACUCCCUCAAGGGGCUGAUCAAGCUCAGCCUGGCUGCCAACCCAUUGGGCGAGCUGAGGGUGGAGCACUUCCAGAAGCUGAUCGGAAUUCAAGAGCUCGAUCUCAGUGGUCUUAACCUCCAGGGAUUUUCUGAGAGUUUUUUCCAGACCUUCCCCAGGCUGGUGCACCUAACAGCAGCUGAGAACCCCUUUAACUGCUUGUGUCCACUAGCCUGGUUCCCCGUCUGGCUUAAGGAGAAGAAUGUGAACCUUGGGCGUCCUGAGGAAACCAGAUGUCACUUCCCUCUGGUUAAUGCCGGGAAGAUGCUUUCAGCGCUGGAGCACAAAGAUUUUGGGUGUCCCCCUUCUACAACAGUGCUGAUCGACUCCCCCAUUGGAAGUACUCCUGUUCCCCAGCUGUCCACCAAAUCUCCAGAUAGCAUCCAUACCAACGCCAUACCGCCCCCUCCUCCACCCAGUGAGGCCACCAUCUCCAUAAAAACAGACCGCCCCCGUUCCCCAGAACCUCCAGUCUCUCCGAGCUCCUCCAGCGGAGAGGUAGGGGAGCACAUCUGCCCACCAAACAUCUGCCUCAAUGGGGGCACUUGUAAUUUCGACCCAUUAGGUCAACUCAGCUGUUUGUGUCCGUCAGGAACGUCUGGCCUCUACUGUGAGAAUGUGGAGGAGGUUCCUGAGCCCCAGAAACCUUCAGUAACAGAGGUCUUCUUAGUGGCCCCUGUGAUUCCACCUGAACUGGAUGCUAUCAGCUCACGUCAGGUCACCUCCACAUCUAUCCUUCUGGACCUGCACCGAUUCAUCGAGACAAAACCACACAUCAGGGGAAUCAGGCUGACCUACCGUAACCUCUCAGGGCCUGACCGCCGCCCCAUAAUCCUUAGUGUACCGGCAUCCUACCCUGAGUACACUUUGCGAGGUUUGCUACCCAACUGUACCUACUCAGUCUGUGCUAGUCCCCUCGAGGAACGAAUCAGCUCCAGGACCAACAGCUCUGUAGAAACCGGCUCGUGUACGGAGGCUCGCACUGAAGGGAUACUGCUGACAUCUACGGAGUCCAGCGUGGAGACCCAGAGCCCGCUGACGUACACCCUCAUCCCCGCUGUUGCUGCACUGGUGCUGGUGCUCGUGUUGGCCAUGGUGGCCGGGAUGAUCAUCUACGUCCGAAAGACGAGGAAGGCCAAGGCGGGAAUGGAGCUGGAGCUGGGCCCGGCAGAUCCUGAUCCCAUGGAACUGGAGGGGACCAAGGCCUGCCUGGAGAACGGGGGAAAUGGUACACUAACCUAUAAACAAACUGAGAUUGACCGAUGUCAAACUCCUCAGCCACCUCCAUCCUUGCAACAAAAUGGGGGUUUAGACGUUGAAGUUCCCUUAAUGCAAGGACACUGCCCGGCAAAUAACAACAUAGCCUCAUUAAAGCCGUCCUACUUCUAGUAUCCAAUAAAAUGCAAACACUUGGAAAGAUUUAGGAGGGACUCAAACUGAGGGAUCCUGCUACAGAGCUCACUUAGUGGUUAAAGACAAUCUGAUUUUCAUUCCAAUUUCAGAUAUCCAUGAUUCCUAGCCUUCACUGUCCAGAUUAUCAUACCACAAACUGGUUCGUCGAUCUCUUGAGAUACUGAAUGAUGAAUUGAAGAAUAAAGCAUGUUAGAAGUGUGCUUAACCACUGUGGGACUGUGAUGCGGUCUACAGUCAUCGAGCAGACCUGACCAAGUGAUUCAACUGAGUGCAAUCAACUAGAAGGGUGUUAGUAGCAGACAGAAACAGAAGUGCCUUUUUGCAUCGACGCAUCUGUAACCAGUGGAUUUUCUCUUUGCUUGAAUGAAAGAAACUAUACAUGUGAAUGAGCUGUAAUCCUUCUUGCUGGAUUUGGGAGAAAAGUGCCCCGGAGUUUGGGCUGCAGAGCUGCAGGAAGUGACAGUGGUUUGAAUAAUGACAGAGAUGCAGAGACCGAACAUCCCAGGAAAAAGAGUUCACCAACUGCUCCAUGGGGAUUAUAAAAAGAUUUGCACUGAAAAGAAAUCCUUCUUUUCCUUUGUAGUGUCCACAAGACUGAUGAUGGUCACGUAAAGAAAUGCAAUAACGCAGAAUGUUGAGUUUGCCGUGAAAAGCGGUCUAACGUUUGUAGCUGUAGACCUUCUCAGAUCCAACACAACUUUAAGUUCGAGCAGGCGGUCAGUGUCUCCUCUCCACACGUCCUGAGGUGGUGUCUUUGGGAGACGAGUUUGCUGUGAAUGAUAAAUGGACUGAACGAGGAGCCAUUAGAAAAGGCCUUUGCCUGCAUCGCACUGUGACUGGAGGAUGUUUUGUGUCGCUUAUAUCAUGAUACCCUGUUUCUGUUUUGUGUUGUUUGCAUUUUGAAUGGUGUUUUAUGCUGUCCAUUCAGUAUUGCUGUGGUUGUGAGUUAAAACGUUACUAAUUGUUCCCCCUUGAAAAAGCCUGCUAGUCAUCAUGGAUUCUUUCAUUUUGUAUUUGCAUCUUAGGGAAACUAAAGCACUAAAAUAAACUAACAUUAAUCACAUGUAUACUAAAAAACAUUAACUUCAAGAUACAAUCUGAACACAAGUCAUCUUUACAUCAUGUAUAGAAGUUGUUAACUCCCGUGUGUGAGUCACUUUGGUUUUCUGUGCUGCGUAAGAGACGCCUCGGACUGCUUUAGACUGAGCUCCUAAAUGUGUUCAAAGGCCUUCACCGCAGAAGCCACUCCUAUAAAGCUGCAGACGCGUGCCGAGAGAAGAAAGCAAAUUCUAAGAGCUGCGAGUGUGACUGAGUUUAGGCUGGGUUGUUUCUGAGAUAUGGUCUAGACGUUUGUUCUCACCCCCCCUCGCCGCCUCCUAACCAGCACUGGGAUUACUGCCUCGUGUGUUUGGAUCUUUGCUUGUUUACAGCCAAACCAGACUGUGAAUGCUCAGUGUUUCGUUCUGCUGCUGCGAACCUCACUAGAUUUUAGUGCUUUCUUUAGACAAAGAAUCUUAAAUUGCAAAAAAAAAGAAGGUUUAAAGCGAUGUGUCUUAUCAACGUUACUGACAUCUUUUAUUGUCCAGUUACAUGCUGAAGUUUAUUUCUACUACUAAAGCACGGUGGCCGACAGGUGCAACACAUCUCAACGGCCCAAAACAUUUCCAUUUGGAGAUCUGCCCUGUCAAAAAAUAUGUAAAUAUUAAAACACAAAUGUUCCAAAACUCCUGCAGAAACAUCUGCAGCAGCUCUUCAACUCAUGCAGCAUCUAGAGAACAUUCAGCAGAGGAAACAUGAGCAGGGGACACUAAAGAGAGACGCACACAGCUGGAGACCAGGGGACACUAAAGAGAGACGCACACAGCUGGAGACCAGGGGACACUAAACAGAGACGCACACAGCUGGAGACCAGGGGACACUAAAGAGAGACACACGCAGCUGGUGACCAGGGGACACUAAAGAGAGACGCACACAGCUGGAGACCAGGGGACACUAAAGAGAGACGCACACAGCUGGAGACCAGGGGACACUAAAGAGAGACGCACACAGCUGGAGACCAGGGGACACUAAAGAGAGACGCACACAGCUGGAGACCAGGGGACACUAAAGAGAGACGCACACAGCUGGAGACCAGGGGACACUAAAGAGAGACGCACACAGCUGGAGACCAGGGGACACUCAGCGCUUUCAGUAAACGCUGCUCAUGUUUCCUGAAGCUGCUGAAGACGUUUCUUCAUUUCUUUCUGUAUGAAAUUGUUUUUCAAACUGCAGUUUCACAACUAUUUUAACUCCUGCAAAUGUUUGGGCGUGUUUGCACCCGUCGGCCACCAGCCUUUUCACUAGUGACAGAAUCUUAAAUUGCAAAAUAAGUACAACAGGUUUACAGAGACUUUACAGAGACAUCACUGACAUCUUGUAGCGUGACACGCUGAGGACGUGCAUCCCCAGAACAAAAGGGCCUUCCACAUUACAUCACAGACAAAGUGAGCAACACUAAAUGUACUCCAAUCCUAGAACGAUGUGCUUGGCUUUUGGUUCUAAAGUAACUGCAGGGAGUGUGUGAGUGUGUGUGUGUGUGUGUGUGUGUGUGUGUGUGUGUGUGUGUGUGUGUGUGUGUGUUCCACUAUUUUGUCUGCUUUAUAAUUGAGUCCAUGCACUACGCUCCAGCCCGGUCCAACAUCCACUCCUCAUUCUUCUUCUUCUUCCCGCUCUCUGUCAGUAUUCCAGUGCAAACACAGACACUCGUAUAUCUUCUCUCCCUCGCUCCAUAUCAACUGGAACUCUUUGUAUUGCUUUGGACAUUUAGAGGAACAGGAAAUGUCUGAAAUAUCUUCAACAGAUCCUUCCCUGUUUAUUGAGGGAACCGUUUCUUUGUAUUCUUGUGUUUUUCUUAAUUGCCGACCGAGCAGUGCUGAGAAAAAGAGCAGUAUUAAAAACGAGUGUA
Messenger RNA from Eleginops maclovinus (Patagonian blennie), 5235 nucleotides. RefSeq names its product vasorin-like. The record is from RefSeq and is a predicted model, not a curated record. Gene Ontology annotation, molecular function: protein binding. NCBI's taxonomy places the organism in Eukaryota, Metazoa, Chordata, Actinopteri, Perciformes, Eleginopidae. The coding region runs from base 144 to 2267 and encodes 707 amino acids. Gene Ontology annotation, cellular component: plasma membrane. The transcript is spliced from 2 exons.